AUGGAGUUGGGCCUGGACUGCUUGGCGUCAUCCCCCUUGAAGACCUCCUUCUACAACGACCUUGGCCGGCUCUUCGCGCGCCUGCCAUGGAUCAGCCUCAGGCAUCCCUUGCCCUACUACGACAGGUCCACCUUCCUGGAUUUUGCUCAGUCUUUGCCGACCUGGGUGUCGUGGCUCUUUGAGCUAUGGUACUUCUACGACAACAUCUUCUUGCCGAUGUUCCGCGAGCAGCAGGCCUGGGGCUCCUACCUGGCGCCCCUCUUCCGCCUGCCGCCGUGGGCGGUGCCCCGCGGCACCGACCGGCGCCAGCGCGUGGUGGAGAAUCUGAUCCAGAUGCUCGCAGAGCGCAGGGCGCCCACAAAAGUUGCCAUGGCAGAGGUGGGGGUCUUCAUGGGUGACACCUCUGCUUCUGUGCUCACUAAGCGGUUGCCCGUGAGUACCGUGCACUUGGUGGACCCUUGGGACACCAACGAGAUCUUCCAGGCGGUGGCGCAGGAAAAGCGUCAGGAGAUCACCGGGGCGGAGGCGCGGAAGCAUGUGGAGCAGCGCUUCGGCGGCUUGGGCACGGUGCACUGCUUUGACGGGCCCGCUGGAGCUCAUCGUCCGUACCAGGGGGAGGCGCUGGCGCCGGAGAGGCGCUGGAGCCACACCUGCGGGGAGGACUGGCCGGGCAGCCCGCAGGUGGGCAUCCACGCGGCGGCGUCUGUGGAUGCCAGCCGCCGCAUUGUGGCUGCUUCGCUGGACUUGGUGUUCGUUGACGGAGCUCAUGACUAUGAGUCGGUCUUACAGGACCUGAAGGCUUGGUGGCCCAAGCUCCGCGCUGGCGGCAUCAUGGCAGGACACGACUUCUCCAUGUCCUUCCCGGGUCUGAUGCGAGCCGUGCUGGAAUUCGUCUCCAUGCUGCCAACACGCACCGAGGUCUACUUGGACACGGACUACAGCUUCUGGUUCUUCAAGCCCGACUUUCAGCACACCCCCGGAUCCUUCUGGUGGAGACGGCUUGAAGGGCGAAGGGUGCGCGCAAAGGGGUGA
Messenger RNA from Effrenium voratum, 1032 nucleotides. Lineage: Eukaryota; Dinophyceae; Suessiales; Symbiodiniaceae. The record is from the annotation of a GenBank genome assembly.